UCCAAGGCACCAGCCCUACAGAGAAGCCAAUACCAUUAAGAGAACACCGUGAGAUCCGAAUCCAGGCCGGCGACCUAACCGCUGAAAGUUCAACAUGGACCCCGACCGACAUCACAAAGGCGGUCAACGACCGCCUGGCUGGGAUGGGCCUGGGCAAGAUCCUCAACACAAGACGGUUACCAAGUGGCGACCUCAUAUUGAUGGCAGACUCCACAGAUACUAAGACCAAGGCAGAGGAGCAAGUCAAUGGCUGGAUCCAGGUCAUCAGUGGCUCCGCCCGACUCCGACCCAAAAAGUACACCGUCUGGGUUCAUGGGGUUGAGAGGAAGAGGAUCAUCCGUCUCAAACGAAAAGUCAGCUCCCUCUUAGUGGAUAUCAGCUCCCCGGAGGGAGCCAACCUACUCAUAAGAGAAGGGAUUGUGAUUGAUGGAGAGAUCAAGGAAGUGGAGCUGUUUGGUCCACAAUGCCUUAUUACCAGGUGCUUCAACUAUCAGGGGUAUGGCCAUGCAGCACGCAGCUGCAGAGCCAACAAGAAGUGCAGAUUCUGCGCGGCUGGCGGACAUUCAUAUAAGAACUGCCCCCUUAAGGGCCAGAAGACCAAGCAACAAUGUGCCAACUACACCAGCAGGCAUAUGGCGGGCAGCCAGGACUGCAGAGCCCAUCAGGAGGAGGACAGUAGGGCACAGAGAGCUCUUGAGACCAAGCUAAAGCGCUUCGCAGAGCCCAAGCAACCCCAGGGAUCGGCACAACACCCUCUCCCCCCUAAGAAAAGAUCUGGAGAACACAUCUCCAAUCCUGUGGCCCAGAAACCGCGAGGACCUGGUCGUCCCCGACAGCCUCUCGCUGCCCCUGACGACAGGCAACUUAAUAACUUCUUCACACCCCAGGCUGAGCAUACCCAAGCCUCUCAGGCAAAUACUCAGGAACCCGAAGAUCAACUCAUGCUAGAAGUCAUGGCUAGCCAGGCCUUGACCUUGGACGCCCCAAGCGACGCCCAAGUCUCCAACACAGGCCACUAA
Aspergillus thermomutatus is the source of this 1019-nucleotide messenger RNA. RefSeq lists its product as uncharacterized. The annotation marks the transcript as partial. NCBI's taxonomy places the organism in Eukaryota, Fungi, Ascomycota, Eurotiomycetes, Eurotiales, Aspergillaceae. Gene Ontology annotation, molecular function: zinc ion binding; nucleic acid binding. The record is from RefSeq and is a predicted model, not a curated record. The transcript has 2 exons.